Messenger RNA from Rhincodon typus (whale shark), 1283 nucleotides. Its product is annotated as mitogen-activated protein kinase kinase kinase 11-like. NCBI's taxonomy places the organism in Eukaryota, Metazoa, Chordata, Chondrichthyes, Orectolobiformes, Rhincodontidae. The transcript has 7 exons. Bases 33 to 1268 code for a protein of 411 amino acids. Gene Ontology annotation, molecular function: ATP binding; JUN kinase kinase kinase activity. The record is from RefSeq and is a predicted model, not a curated record. Gene Ontology annotation, biological process: protein phosphorylation.
UCUUGCUGUCCCAGCCCAUCAACGACGACAACAUGGAAUGCAACACGCUGAAGAUCACUGACUUUGGCCUUGCCCGAGAGUGGCACAAGACCACCAAGAUGAGCACAGCGGGCACCUACGCCUGGAUGGCCCCAGAGGUGAUCAAGACCUCCACCUUCUCGAAGGGCAGUGACGUGUGGAGUUAUGGUGUUCUACUGUGGGAGCUGUUAACCGGAGAAGUUCCCUACAGGGGGAUCGAUGGGUUGGCUGUUGCUUAUGGGGUUGCUGUCAACAAACUGACGCUCCCCAUUCCCUCAACCUGCCCCGAACCGUUCGCUCAGCUGAUGGCUGAUUGCUGGGAUCAAGACCCUCACCACCGGCCCCAGUUCGCUGCGAUCCUGGAGCAACUGAUGGCCAUUGAGGAGCAGGCGCUGUUGGAUAUACCCCAAGAAUCCUUUCACUCCAUGCAGGACGACUGGAAGCUGGAGAUCCAGAGCAUGUUCAACGAACUGAGGGCCAAGGAGAAGGAGCUGCUGUGUCGGGAGGAGGAGUUGAAGAGGGCAGCUCUCCAGCAGAAAUCACACGAGGAGUCCCUGCGGCAGCGGGAGCAUGCCCUGUUACAGUGGGAGCGGGACGUCUUCGAGCGGGAGCUCAGCCUCCUCAUCUACCAGAUGAACGCCGAGAAGCCCAAUGUCAAGAAAAGGAAAGGCACGUUCAAGAAGAACAAGCUGAAAGUGAAGGACGGCCACCGCAUCAGCCGGCCCAUUGAUUUCCAACACAAGCUCACAGUCCAGGCCUCUCCUGUUCUUAACAAGAAGAAGGAUUUUCUCGAAGUAGACUCCAGCUCGCCAAACAUCUCACCGUUUGUACCUCGGCUGAGGGCGAUUCAGUUGAUUCCCAACCAGCUCAAUGGGGCUUGGAACCGUGGUCCGGCCUGGGGCUCUGAAAAUUCCGACGGGGAAGACGGCGGGAAAGGAGAGAGGAGACCAGGACGCAUCUGGGGAAACCACUCAACCAAACCCUGGGAAGUCACGGCUGACGGAAGGCUGUGUUCCCGCCUGGAGACGUGGAAUACCGAGACAGUGGACGAAGGAUCAGCUCACUCCUUGCCGAUCUUGAUCACGGACACUAUCUCUGGUACGUCGAGCCUGCGCCAGCUCUACCCUCCGUGGGAUCAGGGUGGGUGGGCACUCAUUUAUAUCUCUCCCCCCUUUCCCAACCCAAUGCACCCUCCUGCUGUGUCCGAGCUUCACAUCUGCAGUGGGGACAGACAUCCCAGGAGGCUUUAGAAGGAGCUUAGCGAA